Messenger RNA from Rosa chinensis, 1848 nucleotides. Its product is annotated as pentatricopeptide repeat-containing protein At2g36730. Bases 104 to 1621 code for a protein of 505 amino acids. The transcript has a single exon. Gene Ontology annotation, biological process: RNA modification. Lineage: Eukaryota; Viridiplantae; Streptophyta; Magnoliopsida; Rosales; Rosaceae. Gene Ontology annotation, molecular function: RNA binding; protein binding. The record is from RefSeq and is a predicted model, not a curated record.
CUUUGGGCUUUCUUCCACAGUCCGCCUGAUAUCCACAAUUUUGCCAAAAUGUUUUGAGGGUUGAACUAGAUUUUGAGAGCGAGUGUGACCACUUUGCUAAUGAAUGGUUCGGCUUCCAAUCCCACCCGCCAAAGCCUGUAAUUCAAACUUUGGCUCCAAGAAGCACCAAUGUCUCUUCCUCCUCAACCUCUGCCUCUCCUUCAAACCCUUCUCUCAAAUUCACGCCCAAAUCCAACUCUCUGGCCUCCACAGAGACCCCUACCUCCUCACCCAACUCAUCCGCUUCUGCGCUUUAUCUCCCGCCAAAAACUUCACCUACGCUCAAACCCUCCUCCACCACUCCCAUGCUUCGCCGCCGUCUUCCUGGAACUUCCUCAUCCGAGGCUACGCCUCCAGUGACUCACCCAGAGAGGCCAUCUGGGCUUUUCGCGCAAUGCUCCGCCGCGGAGUUAGGCCCAACAAGCUUACCUUCCCUUUUCUUCUCAAGUCCUGCGCCAUGGUCCCGGCGCUGAAAGAAGGGAGGCAAGCUCAUGGAUAUGUUUUCAAGUUGGGUUUGGACUGUGAUUUGUAUGUUCAGAACAAUUUGGUUCAUUUUUAUGGGGAUUGCAAGAAGAUCAAGGACGCAGUCAAGGUGUUCGAUGGAAUGUCUGAGAGGAGCGUUGUUUCGUGGAAUGCGGUUGUGACCGCUUGCGUUGAUAAUUUGCGGUUGAGUGAUGGGAUUGUGUAUUUUGUGAAGAUGAGGGAGUGUAGGUUUGAGCCGGAUGAGACUACGAUGGUGGUCGUGUUGAAUGCGUGUUCCGAGCUUGGGAACUUGAGCUUAGGACGAGGGGUUCACUCCUAUGUAAUUGCGAGGGGCUUGGUCUUGAAUUGUCAGUUGGGUACUGCGCUUGUCGACAUGUAUGCGAAAUCUGGGGCUUUGGGUUAUGCCAGGUUGGUUUUUGAUAGAAUGGAGGGGCGGAAUGUGUGGACAUGGAGUGCAAUGAUUCUAGGCCUAGCUCAGCAUGGGUUUGCCAAGGAAGCGCUUGAGCUUUUCCCAAAGAUGUUGAACUCUUCGAUAUGCCCAAAUUAUGUCACAUUUCUCGGAGUCCUCUGUGCUUGUAGCCACGCUGGACUGGUGGAUGAUGGAUACCGAUACUUUCAUGAUAUGGAACAUGUUUAUGGAAUUACACCUAUGAUGAUACAUUAUGGUGCCAUGGUGGAUAUCUUAGGGCGUUCUGGCCGUCUGAUGGAGGCUUAUAGAUUCAUGAAGAGCAUGCCCUUUGAACCUGAUCCCAUCAUAUGCAGAACAUUGCUUAGUGCAUGCAGUACUCAUGAUGUAAAUGACGAACUAGGGGUAGGAAAUAAAGUUAGAGAGAAAUUGCUUGAAUUGGAGCCGAGUAGGAGUGGGAAUUUUGUGAUGGUGGCAAACUUUUUGACUGAAACUGGUAUGUGGGACCAAGCAGCCAAUUUGAGGAAGGUCAUGAAAGAAAAACGGAUGAAGAAGAGGGCAGGGGAGAGCAGCGUUGAGUUGGGUGGAUCCAUCCAUAAGUUCUUUUCUGGCUAUGAUUCUCAAUCCGACUAUGAGGAUAUCUAUCGGAUACUAGAUAUAUUGAGCUUGCACAUGAAGUUGGUUGACACGUAGUCCAAAAUCACUUAUGAGACCUCCUUCAUUUCAAAAUCUCAUGAUGGAAUAGCAAAGUUUUGAUUUUUUUCCCCCUUCAUUUUCAAACUUCAAUAUCUGCUAUUCUAGCACAGAAUUUCUUAUUCAUUUACAUCCAAUACAGGAUCAGAGCAUAUGUUACUAAUUUGCUUCACUAAGUUGGUUUAGCAAGCUGCAAGCCUGUAAUUCCAUAUAUAAGAUGGACAGAG